GGCUCUUCUGCCAGGAACCAUGGCUCUGCCCAUAGACCCCAUGGACGAACCCAGGAUGUACCAGCAGACGCUGCUGCAGGACGGCCUGUUCGAACUGCUGGAGAACGACAAGCUGGUAGACUGUGUGCUGAAGAUCAAAGACAAAGAGUUCCCCUGCCACCGGCUGGUGCUGUGCGCCUGCAGCUCAUACUUCCGUUCCAUCUUCCUGUCUGACCUGGAGGAGAGCAAAAAGAAGGAGAUUGUGUUGGAGGACGUGGAGCCAGGCGUCAUGGGGCUGGUCCUCAAGUACCUGUACACCUCCAAAAUCAACGUGACGGAGCAGAACGUCCAGGACAUCUUCGCGGUGGCUAACGUGUACCAGAUCCCUUCCAUUUUCACAGUUUGUGUGUCUUUCUUACAGAAGCGUCUGAGCCUGAGCAACUGCCUGGCUGUCUUCAGACUUGGCCUGAUGCUGGACUGUCCCAGGCUGGCUCUUUCUGCUAGAAACUACGCGUGCGAGCGCUUCCAGCUCAUCUCUAGAGACGACGAGUUCUUCCAGCUGCUCCCCAGUGAGUUGGCCGCCAUUCUGGCAAACGAUAACCUGAACGUGGAGACGGAGGAGGCCGUGUUCGAGGCGCUGAUGAACUGGGUGAGUCGGGACACGGGGAGCAGAGAGAAAGAGCUGCCGGGUCUGCUGGACUGCAUUCGUCUGCGUCUGGUCAGCGAGGAUUACCUGAAGGAGAAGGUGGAGAAGAACAAACUGAUCUCCGAUAACUCGGAGCUCCAGCAGAAAGUGCAGAUGGUUAAAGAUGCACUCGCUGGAAAAAUGCCGGACAUUAAAAAAAGCAAAAGCAAGCAGAACGGAGGAGCAGAAGGAGAGGACGAGGAACAAGAGGACGAGGAGGAAGAUCUUCUCCCGGGGAUCCUGAACGACACCCUGAGAUUCGGCAUGUUUGUCAGGAACUUGAUCCUGAUGGUGAACGAAGCUGGGGCCGUGGCGUACGAUCCCGCAGGGAACGACUGCUUCCUGGCAUCACUGUCCACACAGGUUCCCAAGAACCACAUCAGCCUCGUGACCAAGGAGAACCAGGUCUUUGUGGCGGGAGGAUUAUUCAUAGACGAGCAGAACAAAGAAGAUCCACUGUGCUCCUAUUUCCUACAGUAUGACCCGGUCAGUGCAGAUUGGCUCGGGAUGCCGCCCCUCCCGUCGCCCCGCUUCCUGUUUGGUCUGGCCGAGGCCGAGAACUUCAUCUUUGUUGUGGGAGGGAGGGAGCUGAAGGAGAAAGAGCACACGCUGGACUCGGUUCUGGUCUACGACAGAGAAUCUUUCAAAUGGGGGGAAUCAGAGUCACUCCCCUACCCGGUGUAUGGACAUGCCACUGUGUCCCACAAAGAUGUUGUUUAUGUGAUUGGAGGAAAGGAAGACAGCAAGACCUGCCUGAAGAAGAUGUGCGCAUACGAUGCAAGGAGAUUUGAGUGGAAGGUGCUUGCCCCCAUGAAGGUUGCACGCUCUUUAUUCGGAGCCACGGUUCAUAAGGAUAAAAUAUAUGUGGGGGCAGGGGUCACCGACACUGGGCUGACAGACACUCUGGAGGUGUACGACAUCGCUACCAACACGUGGUCAGACUUCGUGGCGUUCCCUCAGGAGCGUAGCUCUCUGAUGCUGGUGUCUCUGGCCGGCCUGCUGUACGCUGUAGGAGGAUUCGCCAUGAUGCCUCUGGAGGACAGCGAGGAGAUCCUUCCCAAAGAGAUGAACGACAUCUGGAGGUUUGAUGAAACAGAGAGGAAGUGGACCGGGGUCCUCAGAGAGAUCCAGUACGCUGCAGGGGCCACGGUUCUGGGGGUCCGCCUCAACACCCUGCGCCUCACAAAGAUGUAAAACCCCCUGCAGUUCCUGCUUGUUAAAAAAAAAGCUGUGCACAGUGGCAUCAAUAGACUGAUUUUACACAGCAGUUUUAUGUGGUUCUGGAUUAAUAUCAUGCACAAUUUUCAUUAUUGAUUGAAUGCAUUUUUAUAUAUGUGUGUUUCUGAGGUUUGAAACUGUAAACAAUCUGUAUCCUGUUGACAUUUUUUGCACUGUAAUGAAAUAAAAUGUAAGUUUAGUCAUGAAAAUGGUCGAAAAUGUGUACAUUUCCCAACAGAUGGCA
Eleginops maclovinus (Patagonian blennie) is the source of this 2126-nucleotide messenger RNA. RefSeq names its product kelch-like family member 40b (gene klhl40b). The transcript is spliced from 6 exons. Lineage: Eukaryota; Metazoa; Chordata; Actinopteri; Perciformes; Eleginopidae. Gene Ontology annotation, molecular function: protein binding. The record is from RefSeq and is a predicted model, not a curated record. The coding region runs from base 20 to 1858 and encodes 612 amino acids.